AUGAUUCCAGCCCAGAUGGGAUUUUUCCCGCGCAAACGGUAUAAGAGAAACACGUGCACAUCGGCCUCUGCAGACGAUAUUUCUGACUCUGACAGGAACACGUUCCGCUGCAUCAUGAAGUUCCUCAUCGUUGCAAUUGUGCUGGCCGUUCUGGCUAACGCAGAGGCCGCCCCGAAGUUCAAGCCCAAGAUGGCUCCCCAGCCGCGCAUCACCUGCGACCUUCUGAGCUUCACCCUCCCAAUCGGCAGUUUCGGUGACUCCUUAUGCACAGCUCACUGCUACGCUCUGGGAUACAGAGGCGGAUAUUGUGAUGACCGAAACGUCUGCACUUGCCGCUAGAAGAUGAGUCAUCAAAGUGACGUUGUCCUGCGGACCGACCGUCAACAUAAAUACCUCUUGAUCCGACCUCUUAAUAAAUGAUUCUUCAAUCA
Molecule: messenger RNA, 431 nt
Organism: Branchiostoma floridae (Florida lancelet)
Lineage: Eukaryota; Metazoa; Chordata; Leptocardii; Amphioxiformes; Branchiostomatidae
Product: defensin-like
Exons: 4
Coding region: 1-339 (112 amino acids)
Biological process (GO): defense response to bacterium; humoral immune response
Source: RefSeq, a predicted model, not a curated record